GCAAGGAUCGUUCUGAUGACGAGAGCGAGAGAGACGGAGGAGGAGACCGCAGCAACGCGGGACCCAUGUUACUCAAGAACUUAGCAGGCACCCCGUUCGACGACAUGAAAUACUUGGCUAAGGAUCUGAGUUGGAUGAAUGACCCCGACAAGGGCGAAAAGUUGAUCGCCCUCAUGGACUCGAAGGAGCUGUACGAUGACGAGAGGGAGGACAUGAUGAACACCCUGGUGAAGGUGACGUACACCCUUCGCCGGACCAAAGGGGAGACCAAUAAGGUGUUCUUUGCCAGGUGGGACAAUGUGGUCAGGCGGCUGGAGGAGCACAAGGUGAAGCUCCCUGAGGAGUACUUGGGCUUCCUCCUUACGAAUGCCUUGAAUCUUUCGAAUGACGAACUGAAGUUGCUGCUGAACUUCACCCAAGGUCGCUUGAAAACCAAGGACGUCAAAGAAUGGCUGCGGGUUCACGACACAGAGUUCGAGAACAAGACCGGCAAGGCCGCAGCUACCAAGACCAGCCAGGUCCUUCAUGUAGGCGAGCCGGGUGUCUUCACCUACGACCAGGACGAGGAGGACCAGGCGGAGGACGAGGGCGUGUUCGACGAGGCCGAGGCAACCGAGAUCUUGGCGACGAUGGUCAAGGAGCACACCAAGGGAGGCGGCAAGCGAUCGUUUCCUGCGGUCAACAAGGCCAAGAAGGCCAAAGCCCUGGCCCGUGGAUACGGCGCCGGACGUGACCCAAACCAGCGAUUCCGCGAGCAGGGCAACGUGAAGGUCGGUGGUACCUACCGAGUGAGCAUCGAGGCUUUGAAGCGAAGGACCCGGUGCGGGAUCUGCAAGGAGAUCGGACAUUGGCACCGCGAGUGUCCUCGCAAUGCCGGCGGCCAGAAUCCCAAGGAGAGCCAUUUUCUUGAGUCUGAGGAGGCAUUGUUCCUGGAUUACAUUGAGUACCUUGACUGA
Messenger RNA from Symbiodinium sp. CCMP2592, 956 nucleotides. Lineage: Eukaryota; Dinophyceae; Suessiales; Symbiodiniaceae. The record is from the annotation of a GenBank genome assembly.